GAGGAAGAUUUACUUAAAGAAUUAGAUGACUGGAACCCAAUGGCGGAUGCUUAUAACUCAGAAUCUUUUAAUUCGUAUGAUGAUAGUUACAGUUUACCUCCCGAGUAUGAUGCACGUUGCUUACAUGUGCAUAAUAUUCCAGCUGAGUUCACCAGAGAAGAUUUUGCGAAAAUUAUGAUGCAGGGUGGAAUAAAGAUCGAAAAAGUGUACUUACAUGCUCCAAAAGAAGGUCAGCAAUUUGUGUACGGGUUUGUGGUAUAUGCAACGCAUAUGGAUGCCCAAAGGAUUAAGAAUAGUUUGAAUGGAAAAGCUCCAUUUAACUUCAAAAUUAAGUAUGCAAGAAAGAAGAAAAAUACACGGGAUGAUAAGGAAGCAAAAAUGAAGUCUAAAGUAGAGAAACUGCGUAGUAUUUUAACUACAUGUAAGAAAAGUACAGACUUUGUUCCAAAAAAAAAGACAUAUAAUACUUUCCCUUCGCAUCCCUCAGCGAAAUCAGGAGAGCACAAAGAUGAUUCCAACAAAGAUGCAAACAGUAAUACUUUGCCAAAGUUUAAGAAAGAUUUGGAUUUCAGAACAAAGAAAGUGCAUAACAGUGUAUCUGUGGAAUGUGACCAAAACGGCAGAAAAGCGGUUCAAGACAGAAUACAGCGAAAUAAAUUUAAUUCAAGUAAAGUUGCUGGUUACCUUUCCCGACCACCAGGUUUGAUAGACAAUCCGUUUUUUUGGUGUCUCUUCUGUAAUACGGCAAUUGGUAAACUUUCUUGUGCAGUAUGCAAAAAGCCUUAUUGUUCUCAAAUUUGCCAACAGAAGGACUGGAAGAAACAUAAAUCAACAUGCCAGCCUUUGUAAAUAAUUAAUAAUUUGUAAACUUUUCUUGUUCAGUAUGUAAAAAACUUUAUUAUUCAGCAGUUUGCUAACAAAAAGAUUGUGAUUGAC
Stegodyphus dumicola is the source of this 936-nucleotide messenger RNA. RefSeq lists its product as uncharacterized. The record is from RefSeq and is a predicted model, not a curated record. NCBI's taxonomy places the organism in Eukaryota, Metazoa, Arthropoda, Arachnida, Araneae, Eresidae.